This is a messenger RNA of Sorghum bicolor (sorghum), 2138 nucleotides long. RefSeq names its product pyruvate, phosphate dikinase regulatory protein, chloroplastic. NCBI's taxonomy places the organism in Eukaryota, Viridiplantae, Streptophyta, Magnoliopsida, Poales, Poaceae. The coding region runs from base 16 to 1557 and encodes 513 amino acids. The record is from RefSeq and is a predicted model, not a curated record. Gene Ontology annotation, molecular function: protein serine/threonine kinase activity; phosphotransferase activity, phosphate group as acceptor; ATP binding. The transcript is spliced from 4 exons. Gene Ontology annotation, cellular component: chloroplast.
AAUCCCGUCGGCGUGAUGGCGUUGGUGUCCCAUGUUUCGCGCGGCCACCUGACCAAACCGCCCCCGCGGCCGCGGCCUAUAAUAAAUAUCAGCGCUGUCUUGAAAGCAACGCGAAAUCGUUUCCUCUGUAACCACUGCCAUCCGUCGUCGUCCUCGUCCACACACGCCACGCGGGUGAACAGUGACCGCUGGACUCGCCACCGCCCUCAGCUUAGCUCAAUGAUUGGGAGCGCCAAGCCGCUCGCGGCGCCGCUGCAGCCGCCGUCCCCCACCGCUCGCUGCCUCGCCCCCUCGUCCUGCGCCCCUGACUCCCCCCCACCUCUCACCCGCGCCGUCAAGAGCCCAGCUGCCCAGUCUCAGUCUCAGUCUCAGUCUGACGCCGCCCCGGCCCCGCCACCACCACGCCCGGCUGAGGCCGCCGCCUCGUCCCACGUGCUGCGCGCGAGCCCGCAGCUCAGCCGGUGGUCCCGGGCGCGGGCGCUGCGGUCGGGCCGCCGGCCGGGGUCGGAGUCGUCGGACCGCGCCAAGCUGUCCUCGGCCUCGGUGCUGCCGGCGACCAAGUCGCCGCGGCCCGAGGACGCUGCGGUGGCGGUGGAGGAUGGCGGGGACGACGACGUGUGCGUGGCCGAGAGGGACGCCGCGCCCGGGAAGGCCAUCUACAUCGUGUCGGACGGGACCGGGUGGACCGCGGAGCACGCGGUGAACGCCGCGCUCGGACAGUUCGAGCACUGCUUCGUCGACCGCGGCUGCGCUGUCAACACCCACCUCAUCUCCAUGAUUAACGACAUGGAUCGAAUUCUUGAGGUAAUAAAGCAAGCAGCAAAGGAAGGGGCACUGGUUCUAUAUACCCUUGCUGAUCCUUCAAUGGCUGAAUCAGCUAAGAAGGCCUGCGAUUUCUGGGGUGUUCCGUCCACUGAUGUUCUUCGGCCUACAAUUGAAGCCAUUGCUUCUCAUAUUGGUGUUGCUCCAUCUGGAAUUCCACGAAGCUCUCCUAGUCGACAGGGUAAACUAACAGAGGACUACUUUCGACGGAUUGAUGCUAUUGAUUUUACCAUCAAACAAGAUGAUGGGGCUCUGCCACAGAACCUCAACCGUGCAGACAUUGUACUUGCUGGUGUUUCACGUACAGGGAAGACACCAUUGUCAAUAUAUCUAGCUCAAAAGGGAUACAAGGUAGCAAAUGUCCCAAUUGUGAUGGGAGUGAAUCUUCCAAAGACCCUUUUUGAGAUCAGCCAAGACAAGAUUUUUGGAUUGACAGUAAACCCGGUGGUUCUUCAAGCAAUUAGAAAGACUAGGGCCAAAGCUCUAGGUUUUGGUGAUGGGUAUCAGAGCCAUUAUGCCGAAAUGGAACAUGUGAGGCAGGAACUGCUCCAUGCAAAUCAAAUUUUUGCUCAAAACCCAACGUGGCCAGUCAUUGGGAUCACUGGAAAAGCUAUAGAGGAAACAGCUGCUGUCAUUGUGAGGAUUUACCAUGACAGGAAACAGAAGUGCUCCAUGCCACGCAUAUCAAAACGGGUGGCUCCAGUCCUAGUCUACAAUUUUAUGUCAGUUGGUUAACACUCAUGCCGAGUAUUACAAGGUCUUUGCUACGGAGUUUUAAGUCUAUAUACUCCGCUUCGGUGAAGUGAUUUCAAAUGCCGUAAACCUAUUCAAUUCGGCAAUUUUUAUCGAAGUCUAUCUGGCCAGAUUAGAAUAAGUACAAUAAUAGUCUUAUAGCCAAGCAAAUGCUCAUCUAGAGGAGAGAAGAGAGGAGACAAGAGAGGAGAGUUUGACUCUUAUGCAAGCAACACGCUAGGCAAGCGAGACUAGGAAGUGGUGGGCCGUCGACCGCCCAAACAUUACGUGAAUGUGAGAAGGAUUAGAAAAUAGAAAGUAGGACAUGGGUAAAAGUAAGAGAAAAAAAAUCCUUAUAGCGAAAUAAGAGACUACUAUUGUAAGUUUGGUUUUUACAACUUAGCUCUACUACUUGAAUUGCUCUUAGUGCCAUAGUGCAUAGAGGGUCCCAAAUUAUCUUGCAUCACCCCUUGUGAUUCGCAUCAUUCUCUGUUCAUUGAGGUUAGGUUCAGCAAAGAUCUGUAUAUGUACCACUGUUGAAUAAACGGCAUCCGAGCAAAGACAAUUGGCUAUCGCUCUUGAGA